GUAGCCCGACUGACUAACCACCACCCACUUUUGUUAUCUUGCCCGGCACCAUCUUCCUGUCAGCUUCCUGCCAAAGCUUCCAGAAGGACGCUCGGGCUGUCUCGACUCUCCCCCAUCUGGCCCGUUCACCCUCUAAACGGUCCGCCCGCCUUCCGCUCAUCCCAUUGUCUAUAGACCGGCAGAUAUCCGGGUGAAGCCAUCAAUCACUUCUUCGCUCUGGUUUCAUCCGCCUGAUUGUCGUAUCCGUUGCGUCCUUUGCAUCAUCUCCUUCUUCUGCUGGCCCCUAUGUUGCUUACUUCCCAUCAGAUCAAGGCAAAGAUAACAUUUUCUACCUCGCAACUUCAAUAUUGGCGCCAACUUCCGUCGUACACAGCGGCAUACACAACCGCUCCGCAUCAUUCCACAGCCCGCAAUCCCGGUCCUGGAAAAUGCUACGUCGCAUGGCAACAGUAUGUGUGUGUGUGUGUGUGUGUGUGUGUGUGUUGCCGCCACCAAUUGCCGCGACGACCUUACCUACUUGGCUCCCAUGUCGCGCAAAAGGCUUGGACCAUGUCAAAGGAGGCUUCUUUAAUACCUACCGCGGUUGAGACAAAUUCGUGA
Periconia digitata is the source of this 600-nucleotide messenger RNA. NCBI's taxonomy places the organism in Eukaryota, Fungi, Ascomycota, Dothideomycetes, Pleosporales, Periconiaceae. The record is from the annotation of a GenBank genome assembly.